This is a messenger RNA of Papilio machaon (common yellow swallowtail), 1615 nucleotides long. Its product is annotated as tubulin beta chain. Gene Ontology annotation, cellular component: cytoplasm; microtubule. Gene Ontology annotation, molecular function: structural constituent of cytoskeleton; GTP binding; GTPase activity. Lineage: Eukaryota; Metazoa; Arthropoda; Insecta; Lepidoptera; Papilionidae. Bases 115 to 1488 code for a protein of 457 amino acids. The transcript is spliced from 3 exons. Gene Ontology annotation, biological process: mitotic cell cycle; microtubule cytoskeleton organization. The record is from RefSeq and is a predicted model, not a curated record.
CCAUUCCUUUGUCGUUCUUGAGACAUCAUUUUGUAAGCUGCUCGGCCGCGGGAGAGCACGCUAUUUCAGUUACAAUAUUUAUUAAAACAUUUUAAGUAAAAACUCAUAAACAAAAUGAGGGAAAUAGUGCAUUUACAAGCCGGGCAGUGUGGAAACCAGAUUGGUGCUAAAUUCUGGGAGAUUAUAUCAGAGGAGCACGGCAUCGACCCAACCGGCGUGUACCGCGGCACUAGCGACCUGCAGCUAGAGAGAAUAUCCGUCUACUACAAUGAGGCCUCUGUUGCGACGAAGGAGAAUGGCGGCAAAUACGUACCCCGAGGCAUCUUACUCGACCUCGAACCCGGCACCAUGGACGCCGUACGGUCCGGCGCCUACGGCCAGCUCUUCCGGCCGGACAAUUUCGUCUUCGGUCAGUCCGGCGCCGGCAACAACUGGGCCAAGGGUCACUACACAGAGGGCGCGGAGCUCGUAGACGCCGUGCUCGACGUGGUGCGCAAGGAGUGCGAGAACUGCGACUGUCUGCAGGGCUUCCAGCUGACGCACUCGCUGGGCGGAGGCACCGGCUCCGGCAUGGGCACGCUGCUCAUCUCCAAGAUCCGCGAGGAGUAUCCCGACAGGAUCAUGAACACGUACUCCGUCGUGCCCUCGCCCAAGGUGUCCGAUACCGUCGUCGAGCCCUACAACGCCGUACUCUCCAUUCACCAGCUCGUCGAGAACACCGACGAGACGUACUGCAUAGACAACGAGGCCCUCUACGAUAUCUGCUACCGAACGCUCAAGCUCUCCAACCCGACCUACGGCGACCUGAACCACCUGGUGUCGCUGACGAUGUCCGGCGUGACCACCUGCCUGCGAUUCCCCGGUCAGCUGAACGCCGACCUGCGCAAGCUGGCCGUCAACAUGGUGCCCUUCCCACGGUUGCACUUCUUCAUGCCCGGCUUCGCGCCGCUCACGUCCCGCGGCAGCCAGCAGUACCGCGCCCUCACCGUGCCCGAGCUCACCCAGCAGAUGUUCGACGCCAAGAACAUGAUGGCGGCGUGCGAUCCUCGCCACGGCCGCUACCUCACCGUCGCCGCCAUCUUCCGCGGCCGCAUGUCCAUGAAGGAGGUCGACGAGCAGAUGCUCUCCAUUCAAAAUAAGAACAGCAGCUUCUUUGUUGAAUGGAUUCCGAACAACGUAAAGACCGCCGUGUGCGACAUUCCUCCCAAGGGUCUGAAGAUGUCGUCCACAUUUAUCGGCAACACGACCGCGAUCCAGGAGCUGUUUAAGAGAAUAUCGGAACAGUUCACCGCCAUGUUCAGACGUAAAGCCUUCUUGCAUUGGUACACGGGCGAGGGUAUGGACGAGAUGGAGUUCAACGAGGCGGAGAGCAACGUCAACGACCUGGUGUCGGAGUACCAGCAGUACCAGGAGGCGACGGCGGAGGACGACACGGAGUUCGACCAGGAGGAUAUGGAGGAGCUGGCGCAGGACGAGCACCACGACUAGAGCGACGGCGCGGAGAGGCUGCCUUCUUAUAUUUUUUAUUUAUUUUUUAUCCAACAGAGGCUUCUAUAAGAGACUAUAUGCGCUAUAUUUAAAAAAAGUCCUCGCAAAUCACAAAGUUUAAUCUAAC